AGGCGUAUUCCGGGAGCCGAUCUCGCCCCCGUGACCUCAGAGGUAUACUUCCGGGACACGGAAAUGACCCGUCGCCCCGCCUUCUCCCAAUCUCUCUUUCCGGUGGCGGAGUCCAGAGACGACGAGCAGAAAUGGCACCUCGCAAGGGAAAGGAAAAGAAGGAAGAACAGGUCAUCAGCCUUGGACCUCAGGUGGCUGAAGGAGAGAAUGUAUUUGGUGUCUGCCACAUCUUUGCAUCCUUCAAUGACACCUUUGUCCACGUCACUGAUCUUUCUGGCAAGGAAACCAUCUGUCGUGUGACUGGUGGAAUGAAGGUGAAAGCUGACAGAGAUGAAUCUUCUCCAUAUGCUGCCAUGUUGGCUGCUCAGGAUGUAGCCCAGAGGUGCAAGGAGCUAGGCAUCACUGCCCUACAUAUCAAGCUCCGGGCCACAGGAGGAAACAGGACCAAGACCCCUGGACCUGGGGCCCAGUCGGCUCUCAGAGCCCUUGCUCGUUCAGGAAUGAAGAUUGGGCGGAUUGAGGAUGUCACCCCUAUCCCCUCCGACAGCACCCGCAGGAAGGGGGGUCGCCGUGGUCGCCGUCUGUAACAGGACCCCUCAGAUGAUUUUCUGUUAAUAAAUACCUUUGAAACUAUU
Molecule: messenger RNA, 635 nt
Organism: Sciurus carolinensis (gray squirrel)
Lineage: Eukaryota; Metazoa; Chordata; Mammalia; Rodentia; Sciuridae
Gene: Rps14
Product: ribosomal protein S14
Exons: 5
Coding region: 132-587 (151 amino acids)
Biological process (GO): ribosomal small subunit assembly; translation; maturation of SSU-rRNA from tricistronic rRNA transcript (SSU-rRNA, 5.8S rRNA, LSU-rRNA)
Cellular component (GO): ribosome; cytosolic small ribosomal subunit
Molecular function (GO): small ribosomal subunit rRNA binding; structural constituent of ribosome; mRNA 5'-UTR binding
Source: RefSeq, a predicted model, not a curated record